Messenger RNA from Papaver somniferum (opium poppy), 1561 nucleotides. RefSeq names its product putative pentatricopeptide repeat-containing protein At1g12700, mitochondrial. Lineage: Eukaryota; Viridiplantae; Streptophyta; Magnoliopsida; Ranunculales; Papaveraceae. The transcript has 3 exons. The coding region runs from base 864 to 1376 and encodes 170 amino acids. The record is from RefSeq and is a predicted model, not a curated record. Gene Ontology annotation, molecular function: protein binding.
UGGUAGAGCUUCAUAUAAUUUCUUUCUUGAAUUUGGAAGAAUGGUUAGGAGACCAGCGGUCGACAUCAACAUCUAGUUUCUCUCGCCUUAAAAGGUUGGAGAUAUCCGAGUGCUUAAAGUUAUCAACCCGCCGACUAGAUUUCCAUCUCUCAAAAAUUUACAAUUUUCAAUUGAGCUAGAAAGUCAUCCGGACCUUACCUCUCUACCUCAAAAAUUGCUCCGAGGCGCCAACAACGUUCUCCAGACUUUAGUGGUCAGGAAUUGUAAUGAGUUUCUAGGCUUUCUUCCAGAUGGUGAGGAGCAGCAGCAUUAUCAACCAGAUCAUGUUCCUAACAGCGUUCUUUCCAAGAUUGAAAUAUUGAAUUGCCAUUCAUUAACGGUAUUGCCUGCAGACUUCAGGGGAUUGGAUUCUCUGACCUAUUUAGCUAUUAAAGGAUGUAGUAGUCUUCAAUCAUUGCCAGAUGGUAUACAGUACCUCCCAGCGCUUCGUAAGCUGAGCAUUGGUGGAUUUUCAGAAGACUUAAUAUCAUUUCCAUUCCCAGCAGCCACCAAAUCAGAUAGUGAACAAUACUUCGUCUCCCUCCGAGUAUUAGAGAUCUUCGGGUGGACUUCUCUAGGGUAUGUCUUGCCAGACCAACUUCAACUCCUCACUUCAUUACAGUGUUUCACUAUAAAUGGUUUUCCUUGUCUGUUGAGUUUGCCCGAGUGGUUUGGCGAAAUAUCUUCCCUUCGGAUCUUGAACAUAAACAAUUGCGAGAACCUAAAGUACCUUCUUUCUGAAGAACAGAUGCUACGCCUAACCUCUCUACAAAACUUAAAGAUUACAUGGUGUCCACUUUUGCAAAAAAGAUGUCAUUUUCCCAAUGAAGAAUGGCAUAAGAUUACAGACUUCAACCUCACAAAAGGAGUUUAUAUCCGGAAGGAUCAAAAAGCUUGAUGAUGGUUUGAGAUACUUUGAUCAGUUGAUUUUGGAGAAGCCAUUGCCAUCUAAUGAUACAUUUUGUCAUGUAUUUAGUUCGAUAUCCAAGACUAGAUGUUAUUCAGAUGUGAUUAUGUUAUAUAAGAAGAUGAAUUUGGUUGGAGUGAAACCUGAUUUGUAUACGUUCAAUAUUUUGAUUAAUUGCUGUUGUCAAUCAGGAAAAGUUGAUUAUGGGUUUUCUUUGCUUGGAGAGAUAUUGAAGAGAGGUUAUCAUCCUGAUACUGUCACUUUUACUACACUGAUUAAAGGGUUGUGUCUACAGGGGAAGAUUGAUUCUGCAUCCAAAGUGUGCAACAAAAUGACUCAGACGGGGAUUCAACCUAAUGCUAUGACGUGUAAUUCUCUUAUACACGGGCUGUGUAGAUCUGAUCAGACGCACUUUGCAAAGGAGGUCUAGUUGACAAAGCUUUGGUUCUCUUCUCCGAAAUGCUUAGAGAUUUGAUCAAUGGACUUUGCAAUCCAAGCCAGUUGGAUGAGGCAAAGAGGCUCUUUGACGAGAUGGUUGGUAGAGGAAUCUCUGGAGAUAUAAUAAGUUAUAAUUUAUAUGAUUCAUGGUCAUUGUGUACAUGGUCAACAAAAAGA